AUGGUUCAACUGGCCGCCUUGACCAGCCCCUGCUUCUUCCACCGCCGCUUCGGAGACGCCGUCAACAUUGAGAAAGUGUUGGACGAGAUAAAAGAGGAUGACCAGUUGUCACACAGUCGUCUUAUGCAGACGGCUGCCAGUGUUCGCGAGGUCUCACGCCAGCUACAGAGAAGAUCCACAAAGCAAGCCGUACGCAACGUCAUGAUAGUCACAAAGGCCCGCGAUAACGCUCUGGUCGAUUUGACUCGUGAGCUGGCCGAGUGGCUACUUGGCAAACCGCGCUACGGCAGCGAUGUUGGUGUCAAUGUCUAUGUAGAUUCGAAGCUCCGUCGUUCGAAACGUUUCGACGCAGACUCACUGACUGCCAAAGACAAGCGUUUUGAGAGCAUGCUUCGCUUCUGGACACCCGCCCUGUGUUGGGCCUCGCCCGAGCUAUUCGAUCUUGUCAUAACUCUCGGAGGAGACGGCACUGUCCUCUUUACCUCGUGGUUGUUCCAACGCAUCGUACCGCCCGUCAUGUCCUUCUCUCUGGGCUCCUUGGGCUUCCUCACAAACUUCCAAUUCAACCAGUACAAGCACCAACUAGAUCGCAUCAUGGGUGACGCAGGUAUGAGGGUGACGAUGCGCAUGCGGUUCACGUGCACAGUCUAUCGCGCUGCCGCAUCAAACUCCACGCUCAAUCCUCCAAACACAUCCGACCCGUCAUGUCUGGCGACAGCAAAUCCAACUAAGAUCGAGGGCGAGACUCACGAAGUGCUCAACGAGCUGGUUAUUGAUAGGGGACCUUCAUCCUACAUCUCGUCACUAGAUCUAUACGCCAACGACUCUCUAGUUACUCGCAUUUCCGCCGACGGGAUCAUCCUUAGUACACCGACAGGCUCUACUGCAUACUCUCUUUCCGCCGGUGGAAGCUUGGUGCACCCUGAGAUUCCUGCCAUAUUACUCACACCCAUCUGCCCUCAUACCUUGUCUUUCCGGCCAAUGAUUUUGAACGACUCGAUGGAACUAAAAGUCUCCGUGCCGACAAAAGGUCGAGGCGGCGGCUUCGUCAGCUUUGAUGGGAAAGGGCGGAUACAACUUGGUCUAGGCGAUGAGGUUGUUGUUAGGGCGAGCAAGUACCCUUUCCCCACUGUUCUCAGUCAACCAAUGGAAUGGUUCGACGCUAUCAGUCGGACGUUGCGUUGGAACACUCGAGCCGCCGAACAAAAAGAUUGGGCAGGAAGAGACGGCGAAGGAAAGGAUGACGAGCUCGACGAGGACGGUGUUCCUAACGGAAGCAAAGAACCUGAAUUCGAUAUUGACUUCGAAGACGAGAUGGACAGUGUCCGAGAUUCUGGAUAUUCUGGAUCAAGCAGUACAGCAUGA
Molecule: messenger RNA, 1365 nt
Organism: Aureobasidium subglaciale EXF-2481
Lineage: Eukaryota; Fungi; Ascomycota; Dothideomycetes; Dothideales; Saccotheciaceae
Exons: 1
Coding region: 1-1365 (454 amino acids)
Biological process (GO): NADP+ biosynthetic process; NAD+ metabolic process
Molecular function (GO): NAD+ kinase activity
Source: RefSeq, a predicted model, not a curated record